AUGAAGGCAACUCUCAUCCUCAGCGCCCUCGUGGCGGGAGCCCUUGGUCAUGACCGUCAAGCAAUGAUGAGUCGGCCAUCUACAGGUCCAAAUGGAACAGCUGCUCAGAUACUCGCACCACAGCAAGAUCCUUGGUAUUCUGCACCAGCGAACUAUGAAUCUGCAGCUCCGGGCACGAUCCUCAAGAUCCGGCCUGCCGCUGGCAACCUCACCUCUGUGCAGUCGAACUCUAGCGCAGCUUACAACAUCCUCUACCGGACGACGGAUAGCCGGUAUAACGCUACAUGGGCUGUAACAACACUCUUCGUGCCUGCCAAUGCCAGCAGCAACGACAAGCUGUUGUCGUACCAGAUCGCAUACGACUCAGCGGACCUUGACGCCAGCCCAUCUUAUGCUCUAUACUCUGGACCCUACCCUGACAUCGUCACUGCUCUCGGCCAAGGAUGGUUCGUCAAUGUUCCAGACUACGAGGGACCACUGGCAUCGUUCACGGCAGGCGCCAUCUCAGGCCACGCAACUCUUGACUCCGUCCGAGCAGUCCUUGCCUCUGGUCUCGGUCUGAACACCACUUCCGCGAAAUAUGCCAUGUGGGGAUACUCAGGUGGCGCAUUGGCUAGCGAGUGGGCAGCUGAGCUCCAAGUUCAAUACGCCCCAGAGCUCAACUUCGCAGGUGCAGCGCUAGGCGGCCUCACUCCCAACAUCAGCAGCGUGUUGUUGGCCGUCUCUGGCAGUCUUCAAGCCGGUCUUAUCCCAGCUGGCAUUCUUGGCCUGGCAUCUCAGUACCCAGAGCUCGACCAAUACCUGACCGAUAACCUGAAGACUGAUGGUGAAUUCAACGCCACUGGCUUCCGUGAAGCCACAAACUACACCGUGACCGAGGCAAUCGUCGCUUUCGCCAGCCAGGACAUCACGCAGUACUUCUCCAACGGCGCAGGCACUCUCUUCGACCCCAUUCCAAGAUCCGUCAUCAACCGCGAGGGCAUCAUGGGCUACCACGGCGUUCCAAAGAUGCCGGUCUUCGCAUAUAAGGCCAUUAUGGAUGAGGUCAGCCCUGUCAACGACACCGAUAUUCUGGUCGAUCGAUACUGCCAGAUUGGAGCGACCAUCAAGUACGACCGUAAUACUAUCGGAUCGCACUCGACCGAAUCGGGCAACGGAGAAGCACGCGCGCUGUCGUUCUUGAACAGCGUGUUGGGUGGAAUGUAUAAUGCGACAGGGUGCCAGAUUCAGAAUGUGACUUUGAAUGGCACGAUGAGCUCGUAG
Fulvia fulva is the source of this 1263-nucleotide messenger RNA. Its product is annotated as Trichothecene C-3 esterase. The record is from RefSeq and is a predicted model, not a curated record. The coding region runs from base 1 to 1263 and encodes 420 amino acids. Lineage: Eukaryota; Fungi; Ascomycota; Dothideomycetes; Mycosphaerellales; Mycosphaerellaceae. Gene Ontology annotation, biological process: lipid catabolic process. Gene Ontology annotation, molecular function: triacylglycerol lipase activity. The transcript has a single exon.